Pseudocercospora fijiensis CIRAD86 is the source of this 921-nucleotide messenger RNA. RefSeq lists its product as uncharacterized. Lineage: Eukaryota; Fungi; Ascomycota; Dothideomycetes; Mycosphaerellales; Mycosphaerellaceae. Gene Ontology annotation, biological process: negative regulation of transcription by RNA polymerase II; positive regulation of transcription by RNA polymerase II. The transcript is spliced from 2 exons. Bases 1 to 921 code for a protein of 306 amino acids. The record is from RefSeq and is a predicted model, not a curated record. Gene Ontology annotation, molecular function: RNA polymerase II cis-regulatory region sequence-specific DNA binding; zinc ion binding; DNA-binding transcription factor activity, RNA polymerase II-specific.
AUGAGCCAAACCGCGCCGGCUGCGACAGCUGGCUACGGGAACCAAAAUAGUUCAGCGCCUCCCAUCUGCGGCAACUGUCAAACGUCCGUCACUCCACUCUGGCGACGCGACGAGUCCGGAUCGGUGCUCUGCAAUGCAUGCGGGCUGUUUCUGAAGUUGCACGGCCGUCCGAGACCCAUCAGCCUGAAAAGCGAUGUGAUCAAGAGUCGAAACCGAGUCAAGACGUCGCAGCCCAAGAAGCGGGACAGUCAGGGCGGACAGGAUGGCAGUGGCCUCAUGCUUCCCAAUGGCUAUGCUGCUGCGCAUCCUGAUGCAGCCCAUCUGGCCACGCACGCUCCUGGCACCAUCAAUGGCCACCAGCAUGGCUUCCCCAUGGGCAGCAUGACAGGCCACAUGGGCGAACCCUCGCCUGGAUCCAGGAGUAAUACACCCAGCCUACACCAGCAAAAUAACAACCACAGCAUCGCCCCGCAACACAUCUUCGACACGGUGUCGCUGCCCUCCGACACAUUUGCCAGUCCCAGUCUGCCAGCGUUCAACUUGCGCAACCCUAGUCCAGCUCCGACAACGAAUGGACAUGGGUCGCACAUGGGCGUCUCCUCCAAUUACGAAGAUCUGGUAAAUCAGAACAACACAUUGCGAACACGAGUAUCAGAGCUCGAGGUCAUCAACGACUUAUUCAGAGGCCGGGUCUCAGAACUGGAGGCCAGUGAGCAGGAUGCAAGGCAGAAGGAGCGCAGUAAGGACGCCGAAGUGCAGAGGUAUCUUGCAGAGCUCGCGACCGCACAUUCGCGGGCGGCAGAGCUGGAGCGACGACUGAAGGAACUUGUAGAGGAUGGCCCUGCGAGGAAGAAGGCCAGGACUGACAGCGACAGCAAUCGCGAUACGGUCUCGGAGUCUGGCAGCGCAGUGGCUGAAUGA